AUGGCCCAUGUGGAUGAUCAGAAGCUUUAUCCAGUGUACGCCAAUGUCUAUGACGUGACACCGCGCGAUGCUGUUAAAAUGUUCAAUGCAGUUUUCGCGCACUGGUGGGCGCCAGCGAAGUUGGGUGACGUUUUUCACGUGGGAGUGCCGGUCGGCAGCACAGAGUGGGCUUUUGGGAAAACAGUUAGCACGACAAAGCCCGGUGUGUUUGGAAUCCCACCGCGACAGGACACCCUGCACAGCUAUGGGGAGAACGGUCUUCUUAGGUCACACAAAGCUGUCCCAGACGGAGUACAACGCCAUGAUGAGGGACAGUGUCGAGGAUUACCCUGGUAA
Molecule: messenger RNA, 336 nt
Organism: Symbiodinium sp. CCMP2456
Lineage: Eukaryota; Dinophyceae; Suessiales; Symbiodiniaceae
Source: the annotation of a GenBank genome assembly